AUGUUCUCCAAAUCACUUCUCACCGUCGCAACUGCGGUAUUGUCGUGGCAGCCAACUCUGGCCCAGACAUUCUCAGCAUGUAAUCCUUUAUAUACCACCGGGUGUCCAGCGAAUACUGCACUUGGAAAGGCGAUAAAUGUCGACUUUACAAAGGGCUCAGUGGAGUCUUUUACAGCCUCUGGAAACCCAACAUACGAUUCGAGCGGCGCACAUUUCACAGUAGCCAAGGCCGGCGAUGCACCACAACUUACCAGUCUAUUCUACAUCAUGUUUGGAAAGGUGUCAAUCACAAUGAAAUCCGCUCCCGGUGCCGGUAUCGUCAGUACCUUGGUUUUGCAAUCCGACACCCUGGACGAGAUCGACAUGGAGUGGUUGGGAGCAGACGACACGGAAGUACAGACCAAUUACUUUGGAAAAGGAGAUGUUACAACAUACAAUCGUGGUGCAUUCAACCCUGCGGCGAACAACCAAGGCCAAUUCAUCACCUACGAUAUCGAAUGGACACAAUCACAAAUUACUUGGUCUGUAGGAGGAAAGGUUGUCCGAGUACUGACCCCAGCCACCGCCGAUGCCAACCAAUAUCCACAAUCGCCAAUGCAAGUCAAGUUUGGAGCGUGGUCUGGCGGUGACGCUGCAACUAAUGCGCCGGGAACUAUCUCUUGGGCUCGUGGACCGACUGAUUGGUCUAAGGGACCAUUUGUCAUGACCGUGUCAUCAAUUGCUGUCACGGAUUAUUCUACCGGAACCCAAUACAAGUAUGGCGAUACUAGUGGAUCAUGGGAGUCAAUUCAAGCUGUUGGUGGAAAAGUAAAUGGCAAUGCAGGAGGUGCAGGAACUGUCGUAUCAAGUGCCGAUGUUCCAGCCAUUACAUCUGCCUCUCCCUCUAUUCCCGCCGGACUUGGAAGUAAUACUCAUACCGAUACCGCGCAUCAAACUGGAUGGCCAUGGGUCGGAACGUCUACUUUCGUAACAGCAACGACUGUUCCUACCGCCGUCGGAUUACCUAGUGGAUGGAUUAUCACCUCAUCUGGAAAAGUUGUGCCUGCAAAUUCUGCAGCAGUCUUGCCAACAUCAACUUCUAUCUCUUUAGUGGUCCCCUCGCCAUCGCCAUCCUCAGCCUUAUUGGGCGCUGGCCUUGAAACGGUUGUGGGCUGGGAUGACCGCGGAUUCGCAACUACUAGAACCAUUGCUUCGGGUUUUGCCACUGUCCCAGUGAGCUACAACCAACAAGGUUUUCCAAUCACAGCCUCACCAGCUGCACCUGCAACAGUCACGCCUGUAGCACAGGCCGCACAGCUAUCUUGUGCAAACCCUCCAUGUACCCAGCUCAAAGCUUUAAGUACAGCCAUUACCACGACUACAUCUACCGGAGCAGGCGCCAAACCUACUUCCGCGUGGUCGAAUAUAGCGGUCUUCGGGAUUGCUGUUUUCGUGGCAGCGGAGAGAAUCCUUCAAUGA
This is a messenger RNA of Glarea lozoyensis ATCC 20868, 1458 nucleotides long. Its product is annotated as Concanavalin A-like lectins/glucanase. The transcript has 3 exons. The coding region runs from base 1 to 1458 and encodes 485 amino acids. Gene Ontology annotation, biological process: carbohydrate metabolic process; fungal-type cell wall organization. NCBI's taxonomy places the organism in Eukaryota, Fungi, Ascomycota, Leotiomycetes, Helotiales, Helotiaceae. The record is from RefSeq and is a predicted model, not a curated record. Gene Ontology annotation, molecular function: hydrolase activity, hydrolyzing O-glycosyl compounds; glycosyltransferase activity. Gene Ontology annotation, cellular component: fungal-type cell wall.